Messenger RNA from Misgurnus anguillicaudatus (oriental weatherfish), 829 nucleotides. NCBI's taxonomy places the organism in Eukaryota, Metazoa, Chordata, Actinopteri, Cypriniformes, Cobitidae. The record is from RefSeq and is a predicted model, not a curated record.
UAAAGCAGAGCCAGGAUGGACAGGAUAAGUAGAGAGGAACAGGACAUCUUUCUGCAGCACAGACCUGAACCCCACGAUUCACCGUCUCCUGCAACUGUGGCCAUGGCAUCAGCAGCUUUACCUACACUGAGUGUCUUACUCUGUGCAUUGGCAUUUAUACUGUACAGCAGUCCAGCAGAUGCAGAUUCAGCUGUGGACUGCUGCCUUACGGUUAGCUAUAAAGAAAUCCCCAAACCCAUCAUCCACAGUUACAAAAAGCAGGUCAGAGGUGAAGGCUGCCCCCGUGAUGCUGUUGUUUUCAAAACCAGGAAAGGUGUCUCCCUUUGUUCUCCAACUGCCAGUGAAGCUAAAUGGGUUGAAGAGCUCACCAAGCAUGUAGACAACAGAUUCAAAAAGUGCAAAGAGAUUAAGUUUAAGGGGAAACGCUGUGAAGGCCUGAACAAAGCUGUUUGAGUAAACACACACACAUUUGCUCACAAAUCCAUAGAAAUGUGGCAGCUGGUGUUGGGAUUGUGACAUAGAGGUCACCACUUGUUAUGAUUUUCUGUUGUGUAAUGCAUUGUUUUGUCUUAACUUAACAAUUUUGGCUUAUUCUUGGAACUUGAUGUGGUAAUUGCUUAAAAAAUUGUUUGCAACUUUAUUCAUUUAUAGACGCUUUGGAUAAAAGCCUCUUUUACUAAAUGUAAAUUUUAAACAGAAAUUGCUGCACUAUAUUUUCUGUAUUGUAUGAUCUGAUUAUUUACAAUAACAUGACUUUUUUUUACUUUUAUACAAAUCAUUUUGUUGUAUUUUUUUUAACAAGAAUUAAAAUGUCUUUGUUCAGCAAUGA